UCAAACUUUCUUCAACUCUUAAGAACAAGAACAAUACUAGUCUUCUCUUCACCAAGAUCCCUAUAAUAUAUCAGCAUACAUACUCUUCUUGGAAAGGCAAGAAACAUGAAUCAACAAGAAGCUGCGAGUACUCUUGAACUUGAUCUGAAACUAAAUAUAUUGGAUUCGUCUUUGCCGACUGUGAGCCCAUCUUCAUCGUUAUGUUCAGAAGAAGCUGAAGGUGGAGGAGGGGAGGCUAAAUCAAUGGUGGUCGUUGGCUGCCCUAAUUGCAUCAUGUACAUCAUCAUGACUUUGGAUAGUAGUAACCCUAGAUGUCCUAGAUGCAACAGCCAAGUUUUGCUUGAUUUUAUCACAGGCUACAAUACCAAGAAGAGUAGUAACUAAUAAGAAUAUAUAUAUCCAACUAAGAAUGUAUUUUUUUCUUUUCGUUUUUUUUAAAAAUAUGUUUUCAUGAUUUGUUGCUACAUCUUUAUAGUUUGAAUGAAUCUACGGUGCACGGAUGUGCCCACAAACCGGAAUCUCUAUACUUUUGUUUAUAAAAACAUCGUUGAUU
Brassica oleracea var. oleracea is the source of this 553-nucleotide messenger RNA. RefSeq lists its product as uncharacterized. Lineage: Eukaryota; Viridiplantae; Streptophyta; Magnoliopsida; Brassicales; Brassicaceae. Bases 106 to 384 code for a protein of 92 amino acids. The transcript has 2 exons. The record is from RefSeq and is a predicted model, not a curated record.